CGCAACUCCAACAGAAACGAUUUUGGCACUUUUCGUGCACGCCGGCGAAUUUUUUCGGCGCAACCUUUCCACAGGUCUCGACUUUCUCUGUGACGUCUAACAAGUCCUUCCCAGCGCUCCUUCUGAGGACAACUCGUCCACUCGAUUAAUGCAGGUCGACGACUUCGCGAAGGUCCCAGAAAUGGAUAGUCGGCUACUUGCUUCUUCACGUGUCGUGUCUGAUUCACAACUCCUGACUGGCGGACACGGCACUAGACUCGAAGACGACAAUCGUGACAAAGUAUGCAACCGCUACAGACAGUCGUCUUCGACACAACGAGUGGAGGCGGGCGAUGUCCUAUCUCUGGCGAUGUCGCAGGCAUCUGUUCGAAAGCUUGCGACCGAGCACCAAAUGUCUUCAAACAGUGUUUUGGAUAAUGACAAGCCAACAGCUGCACAGGCUGCAGCUGGACGGCUGCAGCGGGCUAGCGCCCGUCAGGCUGCGAAAGCUGCCCAACAGCAGAAGCGACACGCCCAUUCAACACCUCGAACAUCUGUAAAAAGGAGCAUUGAGUGCCGUAAGAAAGUUAAACAUGAAAGCACUCUGCACGACGGUGAAACACAGGAAGGCUUCGAGGAAGUUGCUGACUUGGCAGAAGAUAUACAUUCGCCAUACAAAGAAAAACAAGUGAAGGCCGAAAAAACGCCAAAAAAAAUACAGGUUGAGGAUGAAAAAGAGCGCAAACGACUAAAACGUCUCCUUAGGAACCGCGUUUCCGCCCAGCAAGCUAGAGAGCGUAAGAAAGCGUAUAUGUCUUCACUUGAAACUGAAAGGCGUGAUUUGGACGGUAAAUUUGCUGAACUGGAGUCAAAGAUCAAUACUCUCGAGAGAGAGAACUUCAUGUUAAGGCAGGUUGUACAAAAUGCCACACGAGGGCAUAGCAUCGAUGCUGUAAAAGAAAAAAAUGGGAUACUUGGCAGUGCUGAAGAAGCUCGCACCGUGCCCAGCUGAUCAAACAGGCUUGCAUAAAUAAAGAAUCCAGGUUCCGACGAGCUUUGGCGCUCAGAGAACUCUUUCAUAGAUAGAUAUUCUUGAAUCAAUACACAGGUGUGAAAGAUACUGUAAAUUCAAUACACUAAAUAUUUUACUUGGCUUUACAAUCCUGGCUUCGGGAAAAGAAACGGAGGAUUCACUGGGUAUAUCAGAACUGAAUGUAGAGCUCACGGCUGUCAUUCAUUUCUUGAACCAACUCGACUGCCUCAGUCAAGGCUACCUCUCCAAACUUCGUGAUAUAGUUGUUAUUUACACUGAUGCUCUGAAGGGCACCGUUUGCGUUACUUUUUAUCGCUUGGGCCAGUGCGAAUGCACCGUUGUCUUUUAUCUCAUUGUAACCCAGAUCCAGGGAAAUAAGAUUCUCAUUCACGACCUGGAGACUUUGCGCAAGUGCGGUACAGCCUUCG
Molecule: messenger RNA, 1440 nt
Organism: Micromonas pusilla CCMP1545
Lineage: Eukaryota; Viridiplantae; Chlorophyta; Mamiellophyceae; Mamiellales; Mamiellaceae
Product: bZIP transcription factor
Exons: 3
Coding region: 149-991 (280 amino acids)
Biological process (GO): positive regulation of transcription by RNA polymerase II
Molecular function (GO): DNA-binding transcription factor activity, RNA polymerase II-specific
Source: RefSeq, a predicted model, not a curated record